AUGAGGGGCAACUCACCACCCAGGACAGCUAGCAGUUUCACCUCCAGCUGUUCUCCCACUGGGAACACCGUUGCUCACCGGUAUGCUCACCUGUUGGAACAGCUGAAUGGUUUUGAUGAAAGCAUAUAUAACAUACAGAAGUUAGGGAAGGAAAAGGUUGGCCGUCUUCCUCAUUGCAUCCGUGUGCUUUUGGAGUCGGCUGUUCGCAAUUGUGACGGCUUCCUUGUUACCGAAGCUGAUGUUGAACGCAUCUUGGAGUGGGAUGCUCUUGUCAACCAGAAGACAACUAAGAAUGCAGCAGCGCUUGAUGUGCCAUUCAUACCUGCCCGUGUAAUCCUCCAGGACUUCACAGGUGUGCCUUGUGUAGUCGAUCUCGCAGCAAUGCGUGACGCCAUGGUCGAACUCGGAAGUGACCCCCUUAAGAUCAAUCCCAAGGUCCCCGUAGACCUUGUUAUUGAUCACUCCGUCCAAGUGGACAUGGCUAGAAGCAAGGAUGCGCUGGCAUACAACGAGGGGAUAGAAAUGCAUCGCAAUAGUGAACGCUUUUCAUUCCUAAAAUGGGCAGCAAAAACGUUUUCCCAAAUGCUUAUUGUGCCACCCGGCUCUGGCAUUGUUCAUCAAGUGAAUCUUGAAUAUCUCGCCAAGGUCGUAGUGACGAAGGAUGGAUUGUGCUUCCCUGAUUCCCUUGUGGGGACCGAUUCGCACACUACCAUGAUCGAUGGACUGGGCAUUGUGGGUUGGGGAGUAGGCGGCAUUGAAGCGGAGGCGACAAUGUUGGGCCAACCAAUAUCAAUGACGCUUCCGCCUGUUUUGGGUGUGCGCCUUGUUGGACGGUUGAGCCCCGCUUGCACAACGACAGAUCUUGUCCUGCAUGUAGUUCGCAUAUUACGCAUGAGAGGCGUAGUAGACCACUUUGUCGAGUUUUUCGGGGAGGCCUGCGCUACACUCUCUGCUCCAGAUCGAGCCACCCUUGCAAACAUGAGCCCUGAAUUCGGUGCCACGAUCGGUUACUUCCCGCCUGAUGAAAUGACCCUCAAGUACUUACUCAGCACUGGCCGCAGCAUCGGAGAAGUGGAAAAAAUCAAAGCUUACCUUUCGCAACAGGGGAUGUUCAGGACCUACGAAAAGUCCGAACCGGAAGUCUCUUAUACAGACGUGCUGGAAGUCGACCUAUCGAAGAUCGAGCCAUGCGUUGCGGGUCCCAAACGUCCCCAAGACGAAGUUCUUCUUCGCAACCUGAAGAAAGAGUUCAUUGCAAGCCUAAGCGCUCCCAUGGGUUUCAAAGGUUUCGGGUUGAAACCUGAGGCUGUCUCCUACCGCGUACCACUAACGUUCCAGGGCAAGACGUAUGAGCUAAGGCAGGGCUCAGUAGUAAUUGCAGCCAUUACCAGCUGCACGAAUACCUCAAACCCAUCCGUAAUGGUUGGUGCUGGCCUCUUAGCUCGCAAUGCAGCCGAGCUGGGCCUUUCCGUUGCCCCGUACAUAAAAACUUCGCUUUCACCAGGCAGCCACGUGGUUCAGCGCUACCUCGAAGAUGCAGGCCUCUUAUCAGCCCUCGAAGCGCUUGGUUUUUACUUGACAGGUUUUGGAUGCAUGACGUGCAUUGGCAACAGUGGCGAUCUGUCGGAGGAAGUGGCCGGAGCGAUUCAGUCAAACCCGGACUUAGUUGUCUCAGCCGUCCUCUCUGGUAACAGGAACUUUGAGGGUCGCGUGCAUCCGCUCACUCGCGCGAAUUAUUUGGCGUCUCCACCGCUUUGUGUGGCAUUUGCUCUUGCUGGUCGAGUGGACAUCAACUUUGAAACUGAGCCACUUGGUAUUGGCAAGCACGGGAAGGAAGUGUUUCUGCGCGACAUCUGGCCCAGCCCAGCCACCGUAAACGAAGUGGUGGAAACUGUCCUUCUUCCUUCGUUCUUCAAGGAGGCCUACCAGAAUAUACAGCAAGGGAAUGAGAGUCAAGACUUUUUGGUACUGCGUUUCUACUCACAGCAACGGGACUUCAACUCUUACGGUAGUCGUCGGGGUAAUGACGAAGUCAUGACUCGAGGGAAAGAAUACGGCAGUGGAAGCAGCAGGGACUGGGCAGCGAAGGGCGUGGCCCUUCUAGGCGUAAAAGCAGUAAUUGCGGAGAGCUACGAACGGAUUCACAGAUCGAACUUAGUUGGAAUGGGCGUGCUUCCACUGCAGUUCUUGGAAGGAGACUCUGCGUCCUCCCUUGGAAUUACAGGAAUAGAGGAGUUUUCCAUUGACCUGACGCUUGUAGGAGUAAAUUCAGACGUCCCAGUACAACUGGGCGAUGGCAGGCACUUUACUGCAAAAUGCCGUGUGCAGACAAAGGUAGAGAUGGAGUACUUCAAAAACGGAGGAAUCCUACAAUAUGUUUUACGAAAGGCGGCGUCCGAGCCUAUCGUGUAG
Eimeria mitis is the source of this 2412-nucleotide messenger RNA. RefSeq names its product aconitate hydratase, putative. Gene Ontology annotation, cellular component: cytosol; mitochondrion. Gene Ontology annotation, biological process: citrate metabolic process; tricarboxylic acid cycle. Bases 1 to 2412 code for a protein of 803 amino acids. The transcript is spliced from 16 exons. Gene Ontology annotation, molecular function: aconitate hydratase activity; 4 iron, 4 sulfur cluster binding. The record is from RefSeq and is a predicted model, not a curated record. Lineage: Eukaryota; Apicomplexa; Conoidasida; Eucoccidiorida; Eimeriidae.